UUUUCUGUUUAAUUUUGGUGACAUACGUCAAUUGUCAUUUAUUAUUUUAAAAGAAAAUUGAAAUUUCGAGGAAGUGCAAACCACGAAUUUCCCUUGAUUUUUAAUAUUCAAAGUACAAUAAGUGAAGCAUUAGGACUUGAAAUAUUUUAAGCUGGCGGCACCUGGUCCGUACAGGCCUCAAACAAUGGAGGUAGACGUGUAUACCAUUCCCGAAACUUCUCGUUUACCCCUCAUAGACGAAACAUCGGCACUUGGGACAGCGGCACCGAAAGACAGGUUGAUAUCUGUAUUGGACCAAGUUGAGAUGAGGGUGGAGCGUCUCAGAAGGGACACUAUACGUAUCGAGGAAGAAAAGGACUCCUUGCUCUCAACCCUGGACAGUGUGAAGCAUUCAGAACUGCUCUCCGAGAUAUCCGAAUGUGAUAAGGAUGAUAUAGCCCGGUACGCGGACCGCAUCCUGGCGCGAGCCAUGACGGUGGAGGUGGCGGUGCGAACGGACCGUGACACACAACAAGAAGAGGCUCUGUAUCAGGUCAACUUACUAAUAGACCAGCUAGUGGUGUCGGUACACGAGGACACCGUAGUGGCGCACUCUCGCUGCCAGACCUACAUGAACGCCUGCACGUCCCAACCGGAGGCCAGCAGUGGCACCGACAGGAACUUCGAGACCGCCAUACUUGGCUGCACGUUAGACGACCAGAAAAGGAUCAAGAAACGCCUCCAGGGUCUCCUCGAUUACUUCGCGAAACUAAACGUCACCACAUACUCGUGAGUUCAACAAACUUUACCAUAUCCAGUGAUGUAUGCUUUCACAAGUUUAUGCGUGUCUCACAUCUACAGCCUGCCUUGGAUUCGGUCUCGAGUCGUCUAGAGUAAGUAGCGUUAUGCGAUGUUGUAUAACCAGCCUCCGUAACCAAGUGGCACGUCUCCUCUAAUCUCUUUCUACGAUCGCUAACGCUUCGAAAACUAGAAAGAUGUAUGGGAAUGACAUUUGCUAUCGACAGAUCACGUUAGCGAUCGUAGAAAGAGAAUUGACCUGCCACUUGGCUAGGGGGGCAGAAAAAUAAAAAACCUUGGAUUAAAGGCGCCACAAGUACUUCUAAGCUCUCUUUGCGUAGGUUGCUAAUAGAAGAAAUUAGGGAUCCACAAGGGCUAGAACUGAGAGCCAUUAAUCCAGGUCAACGAAAAAAAUAGUUUCUGUUUUUCUGCAACAUGGUGAGGUCUUUUAAUUUCUGGUCAGUCGAAAUUAUAGAGAAUAUCUAAUUUAAACAUGAAGUACCGUCUUGUUUGAACAGUGAAUACCAAGUAUCUUAAUGCAGAUUAAAAUACAUAUGUAACAGAAUAUUGAAGAUGAAAAUGAUUUCAUUAACAGUCAUAGUAACACCUAAUGUCCAGUCCGCAGUCUAAAACUUAGGUAUAGAAAAGGAGGACACAACUAUAAAAAUCUAAUUUGUCGUCAAUUUUCUGUUUGUAUCUUAAACUUACCACUAAAUUCAAAGCCAAAACAAAGUAGACAAACUAUAAGGCUAUAGGCACGUUAUCGUAUUUUAUUGACAGUAUUAUUGUGUGUGUGUUUUUAUUUUGAUGGUGUGCUUCGAGCACAGAAGCAUUGCCUGAUGGGACCCGAAGGCAGAAACAGAAUAGAUGAGUGAAACAACUCUAAGGGUUUCUCCUGUGAAACUCAGACCUCGGGUUUAGAUUUUAGAGGGCCGUUCUGAAAGGGUGUUGUGGCCUGAGAGUAUAUAUAACCCCCGAGAUCGUGAGUUAAAAAGCCCACGUCCGGGUAACGUCUGAUAUCUGGGACCUGAUCUUUGCUGGCGAAGACACUGUCAAACACACACGCACUCACACGAACACAAAAAUCUUGUGUGUAUGUGUGCAAAUAGCCUGAAGAAGAAAUCGUCUAACGCAAAUAAUGAAAUAUUGGACAUUGGAUUGGUGUUCAGUUUGGAUUAGAAGUUCUCUACCUUAUGCUAAUUGUCGUUUUGUUUCAAUAUUUAUAUGCAGUCCAUUUGUUUUAUACAUUUGUCGCUUAAGACAUAAUUUUGUUUAAAAGAGAAAAUAUUGGUGUCUGUGAUUGGAUUUCAGUCUCCCAAAUCUGUAACACGGCUAGGGUAACCAUUUUGUUUGUAGCAUCAAGACACUGAAAUUCUUAUUGUUUUUCUAUACAUCAAAAUGUGUAAAUUUUUACAAAUAAAAAUUCAAUGUACAUGUUGGAAAAAUAUAGUAAUGUGAUCAUUUUUGGUGUCGCGACUGACUUAGUGUGGUAGAAAAACUUUAUUAAUUAUAUAAAAUGUUGUCUUAUGUAAUUUUUAAAGAAAAAUAAGUUGUUUUUAUUUACAACUGAACCAUCAUAAUGCGUGUGAUUGUUCCACCAAUGAAAUUGUUUUAUGAUGACGUGAUAACUUCAUUGUGUAUGGUUUGUAGAUGUCAUAUACCUAUUUGAUAUUGCUGAUUACAUGCAGAUGACACACUUGUGAUGUCAAAUGUCAGAGCGAGAAAAGAACAAAACUUUAAUUUUAAUAAUAUGUCUUUUUUAAUAUUUAAUUUUCUAUUUUAAUUUUUAUAAUUGAAUUAUUGUCUUGAUACUUUUUUCAUUUUUGGGUAUGAGCAUAAUCAAAAUUUUUAUUAGAGCAGAUUAUAACUAAUUAGCUAUGCUAUUUUUAACAAUGUUGAUUCUAUUAAAAACUUAAAACUAAUGAUUUUCUUUAAAAAGACAAUAUUUUUAUAUUGUUUGAAAGAUAUGCAUUCGUAAAUAUGUUAUUUUUGUAUGGUCACCCUAUUUUACAUGUCAUAUUUUUCAAAAAAUAAUAGUAAGUGAAGAUAUUCUAUUUUCGGACGAAGAUUUGGACGUAGUAGUCGUAAACGCGUUUGUGUGUGUUAAUUACAAGAGCGUAAACACAACAGAAGUGUGUGUUAAAUUAUUUAGAGAGUUUCGGAAGUGGAGUGUGAUAUCAUAACCUAUUUCCCAAAAAACCGUUGUUUGCCAACAACUUACAGCUAUCGGCGCUCUCCAGUUUUACAUCUCCAAUACGUUCAAAGCUUCCUAAAAUAGAACAUCUUUACCAACAUUUUGUUGCAUUUCUAUUUGGUUUUGUGUAGUUAGAAUUAAAAAAUUAUAUCGAGGUGUGUAAAAACGAGGCUCUAUUUAGCAAGACUUUCUAUGUGUGUGUGUACAAUCAGGUAUUCCUUUGUCUUUAUAGACACAGUUUAAAGAUAAUAAGAUUACAAUUUGGUAAUGAGCUUAUUUUUAUCGUUGAUACACACAAGGAUUGUCUUAAAAAAAAACUUCAAAAUGUAUGUUAUAUGUCAGCUCAAAUUAUAGUGGUUUUUAUUUUCAUGGUGAUGAUGGAAACUUAAUUAAAUAAAUAUUUUUUAUUCCGUUUUUUUUAGUAAAAAAUAUGCCUAUUUUUUGUAUAAGAUUUAAAUCGUUAGAAUGCCUAUCUCGAGUUAAUUUUGAUGUAUUGACUAUUGUGACACUGUUGUCACGACAUGUAAACGGUAAGCAAUGUUGUACCUACUGGUCAAUCUUUUUUUAUGAUUUUGCUGUAGACCUCUCAAUGGGGUUGAUAAACAACUGUAAUAAACUCAUUUUCGCAUUUAUAAUAUUUGUGAUUUUAUUUUUGCUAUCAGCUGUCGCAGACUGACAGACAGUUGCCGCGUCACAUUUUUUCAAUUAUGGCAUCUCUAAUGGUUUAGGUACUUGAAAAUCUAAAUUAUUUUAUCCGGCAUCUAAACACAUUGACACAUUGUGCGUUUGUAUUGUCUAUGGCUCGUCGUAAGAUGACAUUUGCAGUCACUUUUCGCUGUAGACAGAGAAGUAUCUAGACAGAAAACAUCAAUCGUAUUGCUUCUAAAAAGGGAACAACGCUUGGAUGUUCAAAAUCUGAGUUUCGAAAAUAAAUUGAUGUCAUGACAUCAACACUCAACUUGUUGGAACUUAUAAAGUAACUAGUUAGUUUGAAAUAUUUUUGUGAAAAAAUAGUUCUGUGUAGUGUUAGGAUGUCGAACUAUUGAUAUAUUUUUAAACUCACAACGGCACGCUCAUCAGUAGUUUAUUGACUUCUCUGUCUUUAACUGACAUACUGUGUGUGAAUGUGAUAAACCCGCUCCACAACGUGCGAAUCGCGCGCGAAGCCGCGAACAUUCCGCGAUAUUAGUGGAACAACUUCAUGUAUUCUUCACGGAUUCGCGUGCUCGCGCCAUUUCGCGCUUUGAUUCCUGUUUUUUUGUUCCGCGAACUAUAUUAGUGUGAAACACGCGCCGGUAUUCGCGGCGUGCAUUCGCACGGAAAUCUGGAGCGGGUUUUAAGGCGCCAGGUAGAUAAUUUGGAUAUCACACUUCAUGUUUGUAAUUUGUCGCAUAAUAGUUUAUUUGCGAUGUUCUCGCACAUUAUUUUGAUCUCUUGGCAACGCGCUGGCACAGAAGCGCUACAAAUUUAGCCACUACUUGUAUAUUCCGUACUUGUUACACAGAUUCAUAAGUUUAAAUAAAUAUAAAAUAAAUUAGCUUUCAUUAUAAAUAUUUAA
Molecule: messenger RNA, 4529 nt
Organism: Bicyclus anynana (squinting bush brown)
Lineage: Eukaryota; Metazoa; Arthropoda; Insecta; Lepidoptera; Nymphalidae
Product: BAG family molecular chaperone regulator 2
Exons: 4
Coding region: 185-772 (195 amino acids)
Biological process (GO): protein stabilization
Molecular function (GO): adenyl-nucleotide exchange factor activity; protein-folding chaperone binding
Source: RefSeq, a predicted model, not a curated record